This is a messenger RNA of Cladocopium goreaui, 1071 nucleotides long. The record is from the annotation of a GenBank genome assembly. NCBI's taxonomy places the organism in Eukaryota, Dinophyceae, Suessiales, Symbiodiniaceae.
AUGCAGGAGGCUACACCAGCAGCUGCUUCCACUGCAAAGCCACAGGAGCAGAAGGAACUGGUACCCGACCUUUUGGGGCAGCAGGAGGAGGCUACACCAGCAGCUGCUUCCACUGCAAAGCCACAGGCUGAAGGGACAGUGGGCCCUGAAACAGCUGAAGUGGUGCCAGUUCAGGAGCAGAAGGAACUGGUACCGGACCUUUUGGGGCAGCAGGAGGAGGCUACACCAGCAGCUGCUUCCACUGCAAAGCCACAGGCUGAAGGGACAGUGGGCCCUGAAACAGCUGAAGUGGUGCCAGUUCAGGAGCAGAAGGAACUGGUACCCGACCUUUUGGGGCAGCAGGAGGAGGCUACACCAGCAGCUGCUUCCACUGCAAAGCCACUGGCUGAAGGGACAGUGGGCCCUGAAACAGCUGAAGUGGUGCCAGUUCAGGAGCAGAAGGAACUGGUACCGGACCUGUUGGGGCAGCAGGAGGAGGCUACACCAGCAGUUGCUUCCACUGCAAAGCCACUGGCUGAAGGGACAGUGGGCCCUGAAACAGCUGAAGUGGUGCCAGUUCAGGAGCAGAAGGAACUGGUACCGGACCUGUUGGGGCAGCAGGAGGAGGCUACACCAGCAGUUGCUUCCACUGCAAAGCCACAGGAGCAGAAGGAGCUGGUACCGGACUUGUUGGGGCAGCAGGAGGAGGCUACACCAGCAGUUGCUUCCACUGCAAAGCCACUGGCUGAAGGGACAGUGGGCCCUGAAACAGCUGAAGUGGUGCCAGUUCAGGAGCAGAAGGAACUUGGACCGGACCUUUUGGGGCAGCAGGAGGAGGCUACACCAGCUGCCUUCUCCGCGCCCAAGUCAUAAUUUGCUGAAGCAGCUGGUGAGCGCUCCAAAACGGGGCGCUGCAGAGAGCCAAGGACAGAGGAACAUGGCGACUUGACAGAUAGUGAGAAUCCAGUGGAUUUAUUGAUUUCGCAGUGAAGUCACCGUUUGGCAAACUUGAUUUGCAACUGAAAGCCACCAAUGGCUCUUGGAUGAUCUUCUCUGCAUCUUGUCCCUUCCAGUGGCUCACUGAACCGUUUU